Molecule: messenger RNA, 564 nt
Organism: Triticum urartu
Lineage: Eukaryota; Viridiplantae; Streptophyta; Magnoliopsida; Poales; Poaceae
Source: RefSeq, a predicted model, not a curated record
CCGACCCGGCGGCAGGUUGCGUGCCAGCUGACGGGGCCGAUGGAGUUCAACGCAUCCUACUUCCACGCGUUCGGCAACCCCGACUUCGCGGCGGUCUUUUCCGACGGCAGCGCGCAGGCCCUCCGGCCGAACCCCUCCGCCGGCGACGGCGAGGGAGCCAGCGUGAAGGCGGAGAAGGGAGCCGCGGUGGCUAGGCCCACCGCCAACCCCUCGUCCGUGACCUUUGUCGUCCCCGACGAGGAGCUGGGGGAGGCGCACCACUUCCUGAACGAGUGCUCCCGCUGCCACAAAGGCCUCACCGGCGACAUCUUCAUGUACAGAGGGGACACGCCAUUCUGCAGCGAGGAGUGUAGGAGGAAGCAAAUCGAGACGGAGAAGGCGAGACACCGGAGGAAGAAGCAAAACUCCCCCAAGGCGCAGGCGCAGGCGGCCGCGGCAGCGGCGGCGGAGAGAGAGAGCGCGCCCCAGGUGCGGCGGCCGCAGCCACAGUAGGGCUCCACCAUCAAUCAGGCCUUUGCCGUUGCACGGUUUCAGCAUGCAUGCGUGCCUGUAGAAGAGCGUGAG